Medicago truncatula (barrel medic) is the source of this 1343-nucleotide messenger RNA. RefSeq names its product peroxidase 43. Gene Ontology annotation, biological process: response to oxidative stress; hydrogen peroxide catabolic process. The transcript is spliced from 4 exons. Bases 304 to 1275 code for a protein of 323 amino acids. The record is from RefSeq and is a predicted model, not a curated record. Gene Ontology annotation, molecular function: heme binding; peroxidase activity. Lineage: Eukaryota; Viridiplantae; Streptophyta; Magnoliopsida; Fabales; Fabaceae.
ACACGUACUGAAGCUAUAUAUAAUAUACGUGCAUACAUAUCAAAUUCUUCUCAUAUCGCGUACCAUAAACCCGCAGCCGUACCACAUACCAACUAAGAUCAUAUUCACAUGAUUCGCAAUUUACAUUGGUAUGUGGUAGGGGUGCAGGUUUACGGUUUUUGAAAUUUACCCUUCACCUUUUCUUACUUUGUACCAUUAUUUAAUUUGUGCCUCUGACAGACAUAUCUAUUAUAUAUAUAUAUAUGUGUGUGUGUUGAGUGAUAGCAGAUGUACCAUAUUGUAUUGUUGUACUUGUAAUUAGUGAUGGCUCGGUUUGUUUUUUUGUCUCUCUUAUUCUUAUUCUUAUUCUUAAUUGAUGGUUCUAAGAGUCAGCUUCAUGUUGGUUUCUACUCCAACACAUGUCCUCAAGUAGAGUCCACUGUCCAUGAUGUUGUUAGAGAAGCUGUUCUUUUUGACAGAACCAAGGCUGCUGUUCUUCUCAGGCUUCAUUUUCAUGACUGCUUUGUUGAGGGAUGUGAUGGUUCAAUACUGAUUAAUACUACUCAAAAUCCAGAGAAGACUGCAUUUCCACAUGCAGGUGUUAAAGGAUUUGAAGUGAUAGAAAGAGCCAAGGCACAAUUAGAAGCAUCCUGUCCAGGAGUGGUUUCUUGUGCAGAUAUUGUUGCAUUGGCAGCUAGAGAUGCAAUUGUCAUGGCAAAUGGACCUGCAUAUCAAGUUCCAACAGGGAGGAGAGAUGGAUUUGUUUCAGAUAAAUCUCUUGCAGGUAAUAUGCCGGAUGUUAAUGAUUCAAUUCAGCAACUCAAGACCAAGUUCCUAAACAAGGGUCUCACAGAAAAAGACCUUGUUCUUCUCAGUGCUGCACAUACAAUUGGAACCACAGCAUGCUUCUUUAUGAGAAAAAGACUAUACGAAUUUUUCCCAUUUGGAUCAGACCCAACUAUUAACCUGAAUUUUCUCCCAGAACUGAAAGCAAGGUGCCCUAAGGAUGGAGAUGUCAACAUCCGUUUAGCCAUGGAUGAAGGGAGUGAUCUGAAAUUUGACAAGAGUAUAUUGAAAAACAUAAGGGAAGGUUUUGCUGUGUUAGCUUCUGAUGCAAGACUUAAUGAUGACUUUGUAACAAAGAGUGUCAUUGAUUCCUACUUCAAUCCUAUAAAUCCAACAUUUGGACCUUCUUUUGAAAAUGAUUUUGUUCAGUCCAUGGUAAAAAUGGGACAAAUUGGAGUAAAGACAGGUUCUGUUGGAAACAUUAGGCGUGUGUGCUCAGCAUUUAAUUGAAGUCAAAUUGUGAUUACAUAUAUGUAAUUGAUGUUCACAUAUUAAUUCUGAUCUUAUUUUUACUGAUA